AUGAGUACUGACCAUCAUGAUGAUCCUACUAUUCCUAAGAUCGAUAUACAUACCCAUAUACUCCCUCAAGAUUGGCCAUCUAUUGGUGGUUUCGAUCUACGUUUAGUAGACCUACCUAAAGACGAUGAUAUUGGUCGUAAUGCAGGGUUUAUCAAAAGGAUGGAAUGGGGUGAUGGCAAACUGUUCAGGAAGGUGAAGCCUAAUUGUAUCGAUCCUCAUGUUGUUAUGAGAGAAUGUGAAUCUUGGGGUGUUAAUGUCCAAACAGUAUGUACAGUACCUGUCUUAUUUAAUUAUCAUUUGGAUCCAACAUCUGGUAUAGAAUGGAGUAGAUUCCUUAAUGAUUCCCUUGCUGGACAAGUAGGAAUGUAUCCUAGAAGGAUGGUUGCUUUAGGUACCUUACCAUUACAGCAUCCAGAAGAGGCUGCUAAAGAGAUGAAAAGAGCUGUUAUGGAGAAGGGUAUGAGAGGCUUCCAGAUAGGAAGUCAUAUUAACUCAUGGACUCCAAAGGGAGGGAUAGAGAAUAUAAUGCUUAAUGAUAAGAGGCUCAUGCCAAUAUGGCAUACUGCCAAAUCAUUAGAUGUCGGAAUAUUUGUACAUCCAUGGGAUAUGGAAUGGUGUUGGCAAGAGUAUUGGUUACCAUGGUUAGUAGGGAUGCCUACUGAAGUAAGUCUAGGUAUGUGUUCUAUUAUGUUGGGUGGUAUAAUAGAUAAGGUUCCUGAUUUGAAGAUAAUGUUUGCCCAUGGUGGAGGGUCUAUACCAGGUACCUUAGGAAGGAUAGAAUGGGGUUGGAGAUGUAGACCUGAUCUAGUUGCUAAGGAUACUCAAGUAAAUCCAAGAGAUGCUGUAAAGGGAGUAUAUGUUGAUAGUAUAUGCCAUGACCAGACUAUGCUACACAUUAUUAUUAACAUGUUUGGUGCCAAUAGAGUAGCCCUUGGAUCGGACUAUCCCUUCCCCCUUGGUGAAGUUAAAUCUCAACUUCUGUAUGGUACUGCUAUUGACUUCUUAGGAAUCAACCCCAAGGAGUAUGAUAUCCCAAUAUAA
Molecule: messenger RNA, 1041 nt
Organism: Perkinsus marinus ATCC 50983
Lineage: Eukaryota; Perkinsozoa; Perkinsida; Perkinsidae
Product: 2-amino-3-carboxymuconate-6-semialdehyde decarboxylase, putative
Exons: 13
Coding region: 1-1041 (346 amino acids)
Biological process (GO): secondary metabolic process
Cellular component (GO): cytosol; cytoplasm
Molecular function (GO): carboxy-lyase activity; hydrolase activity
Source: RefSeq, a predicted model, not a curated record